Epinephelus lanceolatus (giant grouper) is the source of this 7931-nucleotide messenger RNA. Its product is annotated as interferon-induced very large GTPase 1-like. The record is from RefSeq and is a predicted model, not a curated record. Gene Ontology annotation, molecular function: GTP binding. NCBI's taxonomy places the organism in Eukaryota, Metazoa, Chordata, Actinopteri, Perciformes, Serranidae.
CUGGAGGAUACAGCAGCCAUAUCCACACAGACCAGGCAGAGCGAAGGAGACACAGAACUUAUGUCUGUAAAGAUGAAGAGCAGAUAAAAUGAAGAAAGACGACGAUGACAACACAGCAGCAGGAGGAGGAGACUCUGAAACUAAAUCUGUACCAUCUGCAGCCAGUGAGAAAGACGAGGAGAAGAGAGCAGCUAAAACAGAGUGUAAUCCAGUGAAUGAACCCAGUGAUGCUGAACACUCAAAGAAUGAUGACAGCACAACAAAAGGAGGAGAAUCUGAAAUCAAGCCUGUACGAUCGGCAGAUCCUGGGACAGGUACCUUAAAUAUGGAUAAGAGAGGAAACAAGGAUGAGCAGUCAGUGAAGACUUCUGAAGAGAUCAACAGGAAGGAACAAUAUCAAAGAGAAACCGAAACACUGCUUGGCAGACUUCACCUUCAAGACAAACAUCAACAGAAGUUGUCACCAGCAGAUUUUCUUAAAGUAGGUCCACCUGUGAAACAGGACCAUGAAACAUCUGAGAAGGAACUCGGUCAUACUUUUCUUCAGAGGUUGAUGAUGUUAGACUACAGAGCCAGAUAUAUUCCUGUAAGACAGGAUAGUGAUGAGGAGACCCAUUCAAAAUCUGUUGUAGCGUCUGACACUGUUGAUACAGGCGAUGACUUCAGUCAUUUUUAUAGCACCACUGCAGACUUUGAUCAAUCAAAACAGACUCACAUGCAUCCAAUGGAUGUUCAAAUGGCAGUAUUUCACUGCUCAGACAGCUUUUUGAAGCAGAACAUGAUUACAAAGCUAUCACAAUGUCAGUAUGCCUUACCUUUGCUUGUUCCUGACCCAGUCACAAUGGACAUUGAAUGUCCACUGUGGACUUUCAGACAAAUAAGAAAAACAUGGAAGGUAACUGAAAUCAAAGAUAAUUCAAACAUUGUCACCAUGAAGAGUAUGCCCAUCUGCAAAGCUGAGACACCCAUGGUGUCAUUUCUCCGCCUGGGUUCACUAUCUCUGUCUAAGUCACAGCUGAUUAACACUUUGAUCAAUGAACGUCACAGCACCUUCUUCCACAGAAACUGCCCAGGUAGCACCAAGUCUCGCCAUCUGAUGGAUGGUGUGGCAGAGAUUGCCUGGUACUGCCCUGCUGGAAAACCCAAUGAUGCCUUCACUGACUGCAUUGCCUUCUGUAAUCUUCAUGGUGAUGCCCAGUUAAUUGAAAAACAGCGUAACAUAUUGACUGAGAAAUCUUCAAUCAAUGUGGUUCUUGUACCAACUCUGGGAAAAGGUGACAAAGGUUCUGCAGUUAUGUCAGUCCUUCUCAAGUCUCCGACGCCCCUCAUAUGUCUCACUGCUGAUAGUGAAUGUGAUGCUGUUGAGAAAAUAAAGGGAAAAUACAUAAUGGGUCUCAGGGACAGAAGCCAGUCAGAUGUGUCUGAAGAACUGAAAAAAAUCAUUGGAAGAAUUUUGUCAGGACCACAUGCAUCCUUCUGGCUUGAAACCAUGGCUGAAGUCUCUGGAAUCAGAGUGGAUGAAGACGACAAAGUCUGCCAAAAAGGAAAAUCUGCUGCAAUGAAAAUUGUGAACUUGCUUCAGGGGAUGGAUGUGUCAAAGAUCAAAGAUACAUUUCUCCCUUGUCAAGGCCAACUAUGGCACAAGUGGUGCAGAAUAAACAAAGAGCUUUAUCACCUCAAAGGACACAUUGAGAAAGAGAAAUGUAAAAAGCAACAGGAACUGAUGCAGAUACGACAAAAACAACGCACCACUUCCUGUACUGAAGUAAUGAAGUUGUUCAUUAAAAGCCUCUCGUCGUUGCCAUCAAAGGAGAAAGAGUAUUUCCUGAAGUGGACUCAGAUCUUAGCAGAUGCCCUCUCCACAGAUGAUCUGUGUUUAAUUUUACAGAGCUAUGAUGAAAAGUGGUCUGAGGUCUUGGCUUUGAAAGAGAAGCAUGACAAAUCUGAUCUGUUAAAAAGCAAGCAAACUGAGCUUGAACGAAUAUCAACAAAACUACAGUCUGCCACUUUCGGUUUGGAGCACAUCUUUAGAGAAAUGGGACAGAUCUAUGAAGCCCAUGCAUCUCUGCAGAAACAAACAAAGAUGAGAAAAACUGACUGGUCUAAAUACCCUGAGCUGGCUGCAGAGCUGAUGAUAUCAGGACACCCAAUGGAGCUGAUGGAUGGUGAUGCAGGUCAUGUACCUUAAAAAUGGAUCUCUAGUCUUUUAGAUGAAGUCAUCAAGAAACUGGGCGACAAGAGAGUUUUUGUUUUGUCAGUGCUGGGUGUACAAAGCAGUGGAAAAUCAACAAUGCUGAAUGCCAUGUUUGGGUUACAGUUUGCAGUGAGUGCUGGCAGGUGCACCAAGGGUGCCUUCAUGCAGCUGGUCAAAGUUUCAGAUGAGAUCAAGAAAGACUUUGAGUUUGACUUCAUUCUAGUGGUGGACACUGAAGGACUGCGCGCUCUUGAGUUGGAGGGUAACAGCACUCUUCACCACGACAAUGAACUGGCAACGUUUGUUGUUGGUCUGGGAAACAUGACACUGAUCAACAUCUUUGGAGAGAAUCCAGCGGAGAUGCAAGAUGUUCUGCAGAUUGUUGUUCAGGCUUUCAUGAGGAUGAAAAACGUUAAACUUUCUCCAAGUUGUGUGUUUGUUCACCAGAAUGUUACAGAUAUUGCAGCUUCAGAGAAAAACUUGCAUGGAAAAAGACAGCUGCAAGAAAAACUGGACAAGAUGGCCCAACUAGCAGCCAAAGAGGAGGUUUGUAAUGCUGAGUGCUUCCGUGAUGUCAUUGCAUUCGAUGUGCAGAAAGACGUGAAAUACUUUGCCCAACUAUGGGAGGGAAGUCCACCUAUGGCUCCUCCAAAUCCAGGGUAUAGUGAGAGUGUCCAAGAGCUGAAGAAGUUCAUCCUCUCCAAAGCUUCACAGUCAACUGGAAUUACUCUCUCACAGUUCAAAAGCAAAAUUCAGGACCUGUGGAAUGCUCUGAUGAAUGAAAACUUUGUUUUCAGUUUCAAAAACACACUUGAAAUUGCAGUGUACAGAAAACUUGAGGUCCAGUAUGGGAACUGGACCUGGGCCCUGAGGAGCAACAUGUUGACUAUUGAGAACGGGCUUUACACCAGAAUUGAAAACGGAAAACAUGACAAGGUUGAGCUCAGAUAUCUACAUGAGGAAAUGAAGAUAACCUAUGAAAAAAUCAAAAAAGCAAUGACAACAUACUUUGAUGAUGACAGAGACAAAGAAAUACUGGUUCAGUGGCGAGGACGAUUUGAAAGUAAAAUCAAGGAGUUUCAUGAAGACCAAGUGAGAGGAGUCAAAAAAAAACUGGAUGAAGUCAUUGAGCAGAAAAAUGCUUGUAAAAAGCUUGAUGAUAAGAAGACAGAGUUUGAGAACAAACUGCUACAAAAGAGCAAAGAGCUCGCUCAUCAGUUAAAGGACAAGGCAAAAGAUGAAGAGGAACUUAAAAAACAGUUCAAAUCAGUUUGGAGUGGAUGGGUUAGUGAACUAAAUGCAGGAACAAAACCUAUUGAGGAAAUAAACUAUAAAAAAGAUCAGGCAACUAUCCUUCAGGAGCUUGGUUUUGAAUGGUCUCUUAUAACUGAAUCUGAAAGCAGUGGCAGAUACAAAAAAAUAUCAGAGGUGGGUGAUUACAUUCAUCAUGUGUGUCUCACCAAGGACAAAGGUCUCUGCAUCCCAGGCCAACAAUCCCAAGAUGAUAAGAAGGAAAAUACGAGCAACGAAGAUCAAGGACGAAUGUCAACAAUUUGGCAGUCUUUUAAAAAAAUGUUCCAAUUUAGGCCAACAGAACAAACCAAAGAACAUACAUCAAGAAGUUCUUUAGUAUCUGAAGAACAGGAACUCAUCAGAUCCCUCAUUUACAGUAUUGAAAAACAGUCCCUUGAUGCAAUCAAGGGCAAACCUGUUGCUACAAGAGGCUACAGUCCAAUUUACUUCCAAGAAGUGGCCAAAAAUGUCAAAGAGAAGGUGAAAGAGUUUGAAUCAAAAAGGAAAUAUGCUGUGAAGAAGGAGUUUACUGUUGAUCUUAUUCUGUUUGUGUUUGAAAAAGCAGGGAGAUGGCUUUCAGAGUCCCAUAAGAAAUUCAGAAUGAACAACGAUGCAGUCACUUACGUAGAAAGCAAGAAAAAGCAAUAUUACAACAUUUUCAGCAGCUUCUGCAGAGGAAGCUCAUCUGCUGUUGUGUUUGGAGAACUGAUCUGUGAGAAACUGAAGAGUUCCACUGUUGAAGCAGUCUGUAACAAGACUGCUAUUGAUCUUGCUGGAGAGAUGAAGUGCAGUUUCCCAGCAUUCAGUGGGAACAGGUUGAACUUGGAGAAACACUUGCUGAAGUCACUGGCUGAGAAAGAGGACUUUGAUGAUUUUAUCACCUACAUCCAACACCCAAGAAACCAAGCAGAGACUUUUAUAGAAGAGCAAGUACAAAAAUACAUCUUCACAGACAAUAAAAAUAAAGCUCGGACAAUAUUCAAGAAAAAUGUUGAAGACAUCAAUAAGCUUGUGAGUCAAGCUUUAUUCACUGCAACAGAUAAAGUCAAAACCCAGAGUGGAGACUCAGACAUGUGGGUGGAGGAAUUUUACAAUUUGCUAAAAGAUGAGCUGACAUUCAACACCUUUUGUUGUCAAAACUUCAGUGACAUCAAUGAUUUUGACUUUGUCAGAGAAGAGAUAGAGAAAGGCCUUGUAUCUGUCAUGAAGGAAGUGAGCAGUAUCUCACUGGAUAAGAUGGAGGAAUUCAGGAUGAAGCCUGAUCAAAUCCUAAUUGAUCAACUGUGUAACUGCUGCUGGGCAAGGUGUCCAUUCUGUGGAGCUGUUUGUACCAACACGCUAGAAAACCACAGUCCUGACAAACACAGUGUGCCUUUUCAUCGGCCCUCUGGGGUAAAAGGAUGGCACGAUAUAGACACAAUGGACCUGGACAUCAAUUUCUGCACAACAUCAGUUGCAAGUGAUGACUUUUUUUAUCCUUAUUGGCAUUCAUAUGAUUCCUUUCCUUACAAACACUAUCAAAGGGCUGGGAAGAAGUAUGCAACAUGGCAAAUUACUCCUGAUGAGUCAAAGCUGACAUACUGGAAAUGGUUUGUAUGUCGAUUUGAAAAGCAACUGGAAGACCGCUAUAAAUUAAAAUUCCAGGGCAGGGGAGAAAUUCCUCCUGAGUGGAGAGACCACAGUAAACAAGAAGCUAUUGAAAGUCUGGAUGAAAUGUACAAUCUGUGACUGAGCCAGAAACAACCAAACUCUACUCAGUAUAACAGAAACUGUCUUUAACUGUUGAAAAGAAAUAGGAGUUUUUGAUUUGAUUGAAGGAGCGCGACAGUAGCAAUAUUCAGGAUGAGGCCUUCCCCAAGAUGACUGAAAGAAACAGCACCUAUUUAUAAUGUGAUCAAUAUGUAUCUCAGUUUGUUUUGCAGGAUAACAUUAUUUAGUCAGGAUUCCUGAAAAUGCCAUGAAGCAAAGGCGAACACAACAAAUGUGUAAUUAUAAAUGGCAUGUUUGUUAGCCAUUAAAGGAUGAUUGUAAAAAAGUAUACGACAGAUCAGAAUCAGUCAUAGGUUUUUAUGCCUCCGUGUGGGCAAAAGCUGUAGCUGGAGGGAUUAUGUUUUCGGGUUGUCCGUCUGUCCAUCCCUUUGUCCCAUUAUUGUGAAUGAGAUAUCUCAAGAACACCUUGAGGGAAUUUCUUCAAAUUUGCUUCAAAUGUCCACUUGGACGUAACAAUGAACUGACUAGAUUUUGGUGAUCAAAGGUUCAGGUCAAAAUUACCUUGCGUCUGAAUCAUUCUCGUGUAUGCGGUAUCUUAAGAAGGCCUUAGGGGAAUUUCCUCAAAUCUGGCACAAACGUACACUUUGAUGGUAGGGAAUUUCUUUAAAUUUGGCACAAACAAACACCGUGCUGCCCGGUUAGUAUACCAGCAUAUAUCAAUUUCUCACUAGUACUAGUAUUAUUUCCAUGUAUUUAUUCCAGAUAUUUAACAUUGUAGUAUUUUCAAAACAUCUCAUAAAUGGUGAAAAAUCAUACUGAUACAAUUUCUAUACAGUCGAAUAACAUUAAAUAUAUGUUGUCUAAACAGUGAGAAUUUAUUUUAUUUUAUUUAUUUUUAUUAAAAAUUGUAAAUGUAUUAUCUUAGCAUCCCUACCAUGUCCAUGAAUGGACAAUUCAACUAUUUGGUUUAGCAUGGCUUUAGAAUGUUAAAAAAAAAAAAAAAAAAAAAUCAGACUUACAGUUAUUCUGCAUAAAUUGUUUAACAACAAUGAAGUACUUUUAUUUUGUAGUAAUUACUUAAUUUCAAUUACAUUAGCUUGGCAUCACUCCCUUUACUCUAAAAGGACAAAUGAACUGUUUGGUAGCGCAUAUUUAAAAAAAAAUAUUUGACCCUAUUAGACCUUUAUUUCUUGUAUAAAGUUACAUAAGUCUGUUCAGUCAGACCUCUGAAACUAGAACGUCAAAAAAACACAUGUCCACCUUUGACAAUCCUACCACACAGAGCCCCAAUGUCUGGAAUGAAUCUUUCCUGACUUCCUGUAGCAGGUGAACUAAAAAGGCAGAAUAUUUAAAGACACAGUGACAUCUAGUGGACUUGUUUUGCAUGACAUACUUUAACCAAAUGGUAAAGAUAGGUUAAUGAGGUUGGGUGAACAUUUUUUAUUCAGCUAUAGUGACUCAAAAUGUGCUCUACUUAACAGUUUAGGUGAAAGUUCAAGGGUAAAAAACAACAACAACAACUUCAAAUUUGGCACAAACAUCAACUUGGAUGCAAGGAAGAGCUGAUUAAAAUUUUGUGGUCAAAGUUCAAGAUCCAUGUGACCUCACUCACAAAACAAGUUUUUGACAGUCACUUAAGAAUUCAUAUAACUAUGACCAAAUCUACACAAAUCUCUAAUAGAACAAGAUGAUGAAGUGAUGAAAUUUUAUAUCAAAAAGGUCAAAGGUCAGCUUCACUGUGACAUCAUAACGUUCUACUGAAACAUUUUUCUGGCCAUUAUUCAACAUCAUAAGUCAGAAACAAAAAGUUUGAUCAGUAUUUGGUCAGAUACUGAACUGGUGAUACUAAUCUUGGGUGCCCAUCUUGAAACUGUGCUGAUUAUAUAGAUCUUCUGUGCUGCUGAGUUUAAGAUGUGUGUGAAGCAUCCAUGUUUCAGAAUAUGCACCUUCUUUGCAGCAACAUUAGAAGCACUGUCAACUGUCAUGACAUCAUAUGACUUUGGACAGACGUGGGUAUAAACUGUAACUGCAAACUGACAUGUUCAUAAAACUAAAAGAUGACAAACCAAGUUGUCUAAUUAAAAAUACGUUUUGUUUUUAUUCAAGUAAAGUCAUCUUUAUUUAUAUGGUGCAUUUUAUACACAAUAAAAUGCAACACAAUGUGCUACCACUUAGAAAUGACAUAUAAUAAUAAAACAAGUGCAAAUGACAAGUAGAGAAAGAAUCAGUGCCAAAAUUACAAAUACCCAAACAUACAAGACACACACACACACACACACACACACACAGAAGAAGUCAGCCAUAGACUGUUAUGAAGAGAAAUGUUUUUGACUUGAGUUUAAAAGUAUUCAGUGUGUGCCUCUCACAGGUCCACAGGCUGGGUGUUUCAUCUGCUGGGACAUAUAUGCAAAAGCCAGCCUCUCCUGCUUUAGAAUUAGUAUGAGCAAUGGUUGGAUGACCUCAUGUACUGAAGCGCAGGACCAUAUAGAGCUUUGUAUACAAGUAACAGGAUUUUAAAAUCAAGAUCAAAAUUAUUAUUAUUAUUUAAAUUAUUAUUAUUUUAGGAUGCUUUCUCAAAGUCUAACGGUUUUUUUUUUAAAUGGUGAAUGAUGAUUUGUCUUUCUAAAGUAUUUGGAGUAUUCAACAAUUUUACACUUUUGAAAAAGAGAUGUCAGUCUUGUGAAAAAAAUGAAUGUUUCAUUUUAGCGCAAUAAAUAAGCCCUUCAUACAGUCA